Zymoseptoria tritici IPO323 is the source of this 2644-nucleotide messenger RNA. It is a transcript of the gene MgBgl8, whose product is annotated as putative beta-glucosidase. The record is from RefSeq and is a predicted model, not a curated record. The transcript has 8 exons. NCBI's taxonomy places the organism in Eukaryota, Fungi, Ascomycota, Dothideomycetes, Mycosphaerellales, Mycosphaerellaceae. Gene Ontology annotation, molecular function: beta-glucosidase activity. Gene Ontology annotation, biological process: glucan catabolic process. Bases 8 to 2644 code for a protein of 878 amino acids.
CUCCACCAUGGUUCGUCUCUCCGCUGCGCUGGCGGCUGUCUUGCCAUUGGUGCUCGCGCAAAACGGCACCAACAGCACGACGCCCGCCGAAAGUGCGACUUCUCCGCCGAAAUACCCUUCGCCGUGGGGUGAGGGUCUCGGCGAUUGGGCCGACUCGUAUGAGAAGGCUCGCGCGUUUGUGUCGCAGCUCACAUUGCUCGAGAAGGUCAAUCUCACCACCGGUGUCGGCUGGCAGAGCGAGAAAUGUGUCGGAAAUGUGGGAGAGAUUCCACGACUCGGCUUCCGAGCACUGUGUCUCCAAGACUCGCCUCUCGGAAUUCGAUUCGCCGACUUUGCCUCUGCUUUCCCCGCCGGUGUUACUGUGGCUUCAACAUGGGACCGCGGCAUCAUGUAUCAGCAAGGUGUGGACAUGGGCACCGAGCACAAGAUGAAGGGGAUUGAUGUCCAGCUUGGACCCGUGGUGGGACCGAUUGGUCGUCAUCCAGAAGGUGGUCGCAACUGGGAAGGUUUCUCGCCGGAUCCUGCUUUGGCUGGUAUUGCUGUGGGUGAGACUAUCAAGGGGAUCCAGAGUGCUGGUGUCAUUGCUUGCACCAAGCAUUACAUUCUCAACGAGCAAGAGCAUUUCCGUCAGCCUUCGACCCUCGAGGACGGCACCAACUUGCCGGCCAUCUCCUCCAACCUCGACGAUGUCACCAUGCACGAGCUUUAUCUUUGGCCAUUCGCGGAUGCUGUUCGUGCCGGUACUGGGUCCAUCAUGUGCUCAUACCAGCAGAUCAACAACAGCUACGGCUGCCAGAACUCGUACGCGCUGAACUACCUCCUCAAGAAUGAGCUGGGAUUCCAAGGCUUCGUUGUGAGCGAUUGGCAGGCACAACACUCCGGAGUGGCCUCCGCUCUUGCCGGUCUCGACAUGACCAUGCCCGGUGAUGUGACCUUCAACUCCAUGUCCUCGUACUGGGGUACCAACUUGACCAUCGCUGUCCUCAACGGCACCAUCCCACAAUGGCGUAUCGACGACAUGGCUGUCCGCAUUGUCGCCGCGUGGUACUACGUUGGCCGUGACGAGAACCAGGUCGAGGAUGCACCAAACUUCUCCUCGUGGACCCAGGACACCUUUGGAUUCAAGAACUUCUACGCCAAGGAGGACUACACUCUGGUCAAUGAGCACGUCGACGUCCGUGGCGAGCAUGCACGCAACAUCCGCGAGACAGCUGUCAAGGGCACAGUCUUGCUCAAGAACACCGGUUCUCUGCCGUUGACUGGCAAGGAGAAGCUCACCGCUGUCUUUGGAUCCGAUGCUGGCGAGAACCAGUACGGACCGAACGGAUGCGCCGAUCGUGGAUGUGACAACGGCACUCUGGCCAUGGGCUGGGGAUCUGGUACUGCUCAAUUCCCAUACCUGAUCACUCCUUUGGAAGCCAUCAAGGCUGAGGUCCGGAGCAACGGCGGCGCCAUCGAGUCGGUCAUUGACGACUACGCAUACUCCCAGAUCGCCGCUCUUGCUCGUCGCAUUCCUGACGUCGCUGGCGUGUCCCUCGUCUUCGUCAACGCCGAUGCAGGAGAAGGAUAUAUCAGUGUCGAUGGGAACCUGGGCGAUCGCAACAACCUCACGAUCUGGCACAACGGCGACACUCUGAUCCAGAACGUCACCAGCCAGUGCAACAACACCGUGGUCAUCAUUCACUCCGUCGGUCCGGUGCUCGUCAACGACUGGUACGAGAACCCCAACGUUACUGCCAUUAUCUACGCCGGCAUCCCCGGACAAGAGAGCGGCAACGCCAUCACGGAUAUCCUCUACGGAAAGCGUAACCCCGGUGGCAAGACUCCAUUCACUUGGGGUUCCGACCGCACCGAGUGGGGUGUCGACAUCGUCUACGAGCCCAACAAUGGCGCCGACGCCCCACAAGAGACCUUCUCCGAGGGUGUCUUCAUCGACUACCGCGCCUUCGACAAAGCCAACAUCACCCCCGUCUUCGAAUUCGGCUUCGGUCUCUCCUACACCACCUUCAACUUCUCCAACCUCCAAAUCGAAGCCAAGUCCGUCGCACCCUACGUCCCGACCGACGGCAACACACCCGCCGCUCCCUCGUACGGAACCAUCGACAACGACACUUCCGCCUACCUCUUCCCUGCCAACGCGACCCGUGUGUACGCGUACAUCUACCCGUACCUCAACUCCACCGACCUGCAAGACUCCUCCGCGGACCCGUACUACAACGCCGAGGGCUACUCUCUUCCAGACGACGCCACGAACGGUAACGCCCAGCCAUACCUCCCCGCUGGCAGCAACGUCGCGCCGGGUGGUAACACAGCGCUUUACGAUGUCUUGUUCAGUGUCUCCGCGACCAUCACGAAUACCGGCAAGGUCGUCGGCGAGGAGGUGCCGCAAGUCUAUGUCAGCCUGGGAGGACCGAAUGACCCCAAGGUCGUGUUGAGACAGUUUGAUCGGUUGAGUAUCGAGCCGGGUGAGAGUGUGGUGUACACGGCGGACUUGACGAGGAGGGACUUGAGUAACUGGGAUACCGCGAGCCAGAACUGGGUUAUUUCGGAUUAUCCCAAGACGGUGUACGUGGGGUGUUCGAGUAGGGAUUUGCCGCUUAGUGGGGAGUUGAAGUUGGCGAGUGGUAGUCCGGGUGGGUAUUAG